UGUUUAAAGUCAAAGGCUCAGCGUGUAAUAUCAUUUAUGAGCGAAAAAAAAUGCAAGGCUACAAUGCAGCCUAUCAGUCAGUCUGUCCCCGUGACCAACAUUUUUCUCCGCCCACUGAAGAUUGGCAGCCAGGCAAUGUAAUCCUCACCAAAACUAACGGAAUAGACAAGCGGAUUGUGGCCCAGAUUAGUCGUAUCCUGUGUCUUAAUAAAAAUAGAUUGAGGAAAAACAGCUUUGCUCUAUUCUAACCAUAUAGCAAAGCUAUUAAAUAGCAGACGUGCGAUUGCGAAUGUCCGCGCUUUGUUUGGCUUCUUUUCCUUUUGCGUGUCAUUGCUGAGACAAUGGAAUCUCUUCGGUCUCAGCGUCUACAGCCUGGGAUAGGAAUUGGACAUGGAUCCGGAUUUGGACCUGGGAUGGGAUAUGGAGCGGGGUCUACUGGUACGCUACGAUCUUUGCGGCCCGGUGUAACUGUACCAACCACCUCUUCACAAUCAGCCUCGGCUCCCCUAUCUGUGUCCCCGGGACCGCCGCCACCUCCGCCGCCUCUACAGUUCCACAGCCUCGGGAUGGGCGUCAUGGGCUCUGCUACUCUGGGGGCUGCAGGAAUGGCGAGUGCGGGGCUAUGCAAUCCAGCCAACCCGGCUGUGUUGCGGGAGGCUGUCGAUGCCGUUGUCAGAAGUUUUGCAAAACACACGCAAGGAUAUGGGAGAGUGAACGUGGUGGAAGCUCUGCAGGAGUUUUGGCAGAUGAAGCAGUCCCGGGGGGCGGACCUCAGAAACGGGGCGCUGGUGGUCUACGAAAUGGUCCCCUCCAACAACCCCCCCUAUGUGUGCUACGUCAGCUUACCCGGGGGGAGCUGUUUUGGGAGUUUCCAGUUUUGCCCGACAAAGGCUGAAGCCAGGCGCAGCGCAGCCAAGAUUGCCCUGAUGAACUCAGUCUUUAAUGAGCACCCCUCCCGCCGCAUCACAGACGAGUUCAUUGAGAAGAGCGUGUGUGAAGCCCUCGCCUCCUUCAAUGGGAACAGAGAAGAGGCAGACAACCCCAACACAGGCAUCGGAGCAUUCCGCUUCAUGCUGGAGUCCAACAAAGGAAAGUCCAUGCUGGAGUUUCAGGAAUUAAUGACAGUUUUCCAGCUGCUCCACUGGAAUGGAAGUUUGAAGGCCAUGAGGGAGAGGCAGUGUUCCCGUCAGGAGGUCCUGGCUCAUUACUCCCACCGGGCACUGGACGACGACAUGCGCACUCAGAUGGCGGCCGACUGGGUGAACCGGGAGCAGGUGGUGGCGAGCACCAUCAACCGGGAGCUGGCGGCGACCGAGCGCGAGCUGGAGGACGCACGGCUGGCAGGACGUGAGCUGCGCUUCUACAAGGAAAAGAAGGACAUCCUCAUGCUGGCCGUGGGGCAGCUGGGAGCAGCCAACAACACCGCAACACUGCCUUGCGCUUGCUAGGGAUUGGCUGGAGAGAUGUGUGUGUCUGUGGGGGUGAUCGACGUGGCGCUUUGGAAACCUGGAGCCACUCUGAUUGUAAGAGACAGUUUCUUGCGUUCUUUUUUUAUUUUUUUCUCACAAAAACAGAUGCAAGCCAAAAUAUAGACCAAUGUCUGUCAGUGUAACCAUCAAAAUGCCUAUAUCCAUUUGCUGGUGUUUUAAGCAAAACAAUGUUACUUGGAAGAUGCCACAGUUGAAGUAUAUGUUAUAUUCCUUCGGUGACACCCCAGAUGCAGUGCUUAGAGGUUAAAAUAUGAAUUUGUUUAUUUGGAUGUUGACACUGAUUGGGAAAUCUGUGGAUUGAUCAAAUGGUCAAACGAUACAUUCUGCCACAAUUAUGCAUAUCAUUGAUCAUGUCUGAAAUUCAAAUGUUACUAAGAAUAAUUGCUAAUUACACUUUGUAUUGUGCGUUAUUGUAAGUUGCCGUAAUCAGUCUAUAAUUGACAACAUACUAUGAGCACAUACUAUGUGAACAAUAUUAUUAAAUCUAACCAAAAUUAUAGUGCAUGCCAAAACAGGUCAAUCAUUAGCACUACUUCUGUGGAAAAUUCUACAGUUACUACAACCCAUAGCACUAUUUCAGACUGCCAAACAACAAUUUCUCUUAUACCGUAAUUUCCCCACUAUUAACCACACCGUAUAUUGUAUUGCCAGUAUUUUAUGUAAUUUUAUAAAACAAACAAAUGUAUUUUUUAACGGUACGUCAUCCUGUGGCUGACCAUUUGGAUAAGAGCAAGGUAAAAGGGAUUUAAAUGAUGAGAACCAUUUGGACUGAACUUUAAUAUCUCCCAGUUAAAAUCAAUCAUCUUCAGACAGCAUUCUUUAUAGCCCUAUCUAAACCUUAGUUUACCAAACAAAGGCUGAUGUGUUUUCUGAUAUGAAAUUUCUGUCUAUAAAAGCCUUGUAAAUGAUUUCUCCAUUAUCAACGAGAGUUUAAGGGUAACCAUGGCGAUAUCCACAUGCCGUGUCCUAGCAUAAAAUUAGUGUUUUCAUGUGGACAAGCAUUGUGGUUUAAUCGAUGUGUAUUCCUUCAAAGAGUUUACAAAAUCAAUGUAUAAACCACGUUUAAUAGUUGGGAAAUUACGGUAUAUGUCUGAAAGCCUCUUUAUCUAAACUGUCUUUGAUAUUGAAAAGUGCAAUCACAAUUUAACCCAAUUUUAUUGAACAGCAUACCAUCGUGCAUCAUAAUCAUGACCAACUUAAAAACGAUUGAUCUGUUGAAAACAAUUGUUCCAUUCCCCCUCAGGCCAUUUUGAGCUCUGGCUUUGGUGUGUGAUCCUCAAGGGGGGCCAUUCAAAAAAUUAUCAACAUUUUUUAUGAGGGUAGGGAUGUAGCCAUUUUCCUCAGGGGGUUGGGUAGUCUUGAGUGGCUCUUUUGGACUUUCACUCAUAUUGGGUCAAACAACCCCAACAACCCCCUCCCAGCCUGGGCUUACAUUAGUGAUGUACACUUGGAGGUGGAGAAGCCAUUACGAGAGCCAGUAACAAUGUUUUCAUCUGAGCAGUUCAAGGAAGAAGGUGUUUCUCCAGUGUCUGGAGAAACAAUGUGAUAUUAUUUCUCACGCCAUGGUUGAAGGAGCAGAACUCAAAGCACAACUCCGGUGUUCUACUUCUAUCUCUCAUGUUAUUUGGUCCAUGUGCUUAUUCUUAUACAUGGUUAAUAGUGUUGGUGUUAGGGGCCAUUCUGCCUGGCUGGGAGUGUUCAACAACAGCCUGGCAGGUAGAGGAAGACAAGAAAGCCAUAUUAACACAAGUGCAAUCGAUUUUCCUUAGCUUGCUUUUCUCAUGUCUUUAAUGUUAUAUUGCCUCGUGUAUUGUAGUGACUGCAACUACAGUCCCCAAGCAUAAAAACCCAAACACGCACACACAUACGCCUGUGGAGAGUGUUCAAAUGGGAACAUACAGUGAACCACAACAACCACACCAUGGCCUUGAUAUACAGCUCAAAUAGUCAUCAGCUGUAACAUGAGCACCCAUGUUGUUACCAUUACAUGUCAUAUAUUGCAAGGGGAAUGUAUCAGAUACAUUCUCCAGUAAUUGUCUGAGUCGUUUCUGUUUUGUCUUAUUAUCACCCCUCCCCCCUUAUUUAAUAUUUACCACAGAAAAUUUGUACAUGUGGGGACAUCUCACAUGAAUAAUUAAGAUUUUUAAAAGAGGAGAAAGAUUCAUGACACACCGACUGUUAUGUAUUAAUGACACAACCCAUGCCCCUGGUUUUUGUAACACCAUUUUUAGACAUGUUUGUUACUGUUUCUUUCAAUCAUACUUCCUCUGUCAAAUGCCUAUUAUUUUAGAAAUGCAUGUUGAAAUAUCGUUUUGAAGCAGAAACAAUGUAUUCGAAUUUUAUACAGCCAUUUUUUUAUAUUUUAUAUCACAAAUUGUAAAGCAUUUUAAAUCAAUGUAGGUUUUUAUACAUAAAAGGCAACGAAUAAAGUAGCCCAAAUAAGUCA
Messenger RNA from Clupea harengus (Atlantic herring), 3936 nucleotides. It is a transcript of the gene lix1l, whose product is annotated as limb and CNS expressed 1 like. Gene Ontology annotation, cellular component: cytoplasm. The record is from RefSeq and is a predicted model, not a curated record. Gene Ontology annotation, biological process: autophagosome maturation. NCBI's taxonomy places the organism in Eukaryota, Metazoa, Chordata, Actinopteri, Clupeiformes, Clupeidae.